AUGGCGAUUUACAAGUUUCUGAAGUACUUCUUGUCUUUGCUUUCAGUGGUUCGGCUUCUGAAAUGGGCUUGGUACUUCUUGCUUCAUUACUCUUUGUUCCCUCACCACAUGCCAACAUAUAUUGUUGGUGAAGGUUUCAAUAAGCUAGGUGACUCCGAUAACGCUGUUUCCGAGUGUGCCAUUUGUUUAUGCAACUUUGACGACGAUGACGAGAUCAGAGAACUGAGAUGUGACCAUUUUUUCCACAAAGUUUGCUUGGAUAGAUGGAAAGGGUAUCGGGGUUUUACGUGUCCCAUAUGUCGCCGUCCUCUACUUCGACCUCUGAAACUAGGCGCCCCCGCCGUGGAAGUCAUACUUCUCAAUUAUUGUUCUUUCGAUGAUUCAAACCACCGCGAAACCUUGUGGCUGCGUUAA
This is a messenger RNA of Gossypium raimondii (Peruvian cotton), 414 nucleotides long. RefSeq names its product E3 ubiquitin-protein ligase RHA2B. Gene Ontology annotation, molecular function: ubiquitin protein ligase activity. Gene Ontology annotation, biological process: protein ubiquitination. Bases 1 to 414 code for a protein of 137 amino acids. NCBI's taxonomy places the organism in Eukaryota, Viridiplantae, Streptophyta, Magnoliopsida, Malvales, Malvaceae. The record is from RefSeq and is a predicted model, not a curated record. The transcript has a single exon.